UGUACGCACUUAAAGAUUAAAUACACUUUGCUGUGUAAGUCAUCCCGCUAAUCCAAGAUGGCGGAAGGUCAGGAGCCUCCGAAGAAAAUUAAUCUAACUGUUAAAACACCGAAAGACAAACAAACAGUGGAAGUGGACUCUGAUGCAUCAAUAAAGGACUUUAAGGUGCUCGUAGCUAAGAAGUUCAAUGCCGAGCCUGAACAGCUUUGUUUAAUAUUCGCUGGUAAGAUAAUGAAAGAUCAUGAAACACUUAAGACACACAACAUCAAAGAUGGGUUAACUGUGCACCUCGUGAUUAAAACUACUACACGCAACGCAAGUGAACAACCAGGAACCACACCAACACCGCCGAGAACAACAGCUGCUGAUGUUAGUGCAACACCCUUUGGUUUGGGUACCUUGGGUGGCCUGGCAGGACUAGAGAGCUUAGGAAUGGGCUCAGCCAAUUUCAUGGAACUGCAGCAGAGAAUGCAACGUGAAUUACUUGGAAAUCCUGACAUGAUGCGACAAAUUCUUGACAAUCCACUUGUACAGAGGCUCAUGAACGAUCCUGAGAACAUGCGAGCACUUAUUACAUCAAAUCCUCAGAUGCAAGAACUCAUGGAGAGAAAUCCUGAAAUUAGCCACAUGUUGAAUAAUCCCGAUUUGCUUCGCCAGACAAUGGAGUUAGCGAGAAAUCCAUCCAUGCUUCAGGAACUAAUGCGAAAUCAUGACCGUGCUAUAUCUAAUCUUGAAUCAAUCCCAGGUGGUUAUAAUGCCCUGCAGCGGAUGUAUCGUGACAUUCAAGAGCCAAUGUUGACUGCAGCAACAGAGCAAUUUGUUCGAAAUCCAUAUUCAACAACAGGCAGUAGCAGUAACAAUAGUGAUGGAAACAACCCACAGCAAGGUCAGGAAAAUAGAGACCCGUUGCCAAAUCCGUGGUCACCACCUAGCAGUGAAACAGGAACCACAGGAACUAGAACAGGAACUACUGGGACCACAGCAGGAGGAAAUGGAAACAGACCAGCCACAGGAGCUGAUUCUGGUCCGGCUACUCUCCUAGGCACCCCAGCAAUGCAAAGCGUCAUGCAGCAGAUGAUGGACAAUCCUCAGCUUAUACAGAGUAUGCUGUCUGCACCUUAUACCCAAUCAAUGUUGCAAUCUUUUGCUGCUGACCCAAGUACUGCUGCUGCAAUCAUUAACACAAACCCAUUGUUUGCUGAAAAUCCUGCACUACAGGACCAGAUACGGCGGAUGCUACCAAACUUUCUACAGCAGUUGCAAAAUCCUGAAAUCCAUAAUCUGAUGUCAAAUCCCCAGGCAUUAAAUGCAUUGCUUCAAAUACAGCAGGGAGUAGAACAGUUACGUAAUAUUGCGCCUGGUUUUGUUAACAGUAUGGGCAUGACUGCACCUACAACAUUGGGAGGUACUACUGCUGCCACGACGACUUCUUCUAGUGCUACUACCAGUUCACCUGCAACAGCAACAAACACUUCAUCAGCAACAACUGCUACAUCAACACCUACAAGCACCACGACCACUACCAGCUCCAUUGCAGGAGAUACUCAGGGAGCAAACCAACAGGAUGUCUUCUCGCAGUUCAUGGCUAGAAUGUUGUCCAGCAUGUCUACACAGUCUGGAGUCGGUAACCAGCCACCGGAAGAAAGAUAUAGGGCACAGCUGGAGCAGUUGGCAGCCAUGGGAUUUGUCAAUAGGGAAGCUAAUCUCCAAGCUCUUAUUGCAACAUUUGGGGACAUAAAUGCUGCAGUUGAGAGGCUACUGCAAAGUCGUCAGAUGUCACAAAGCUAACAAUACUACAGAGGUAAUUCCAUAUUCCCUGAGUAGUACUUGCCCAGGUUUGUUUGGGUUUCCACUGUGGGGCUACUACAUUAAGAGAGAUAUUUUCAAGAGGACAGCGAAAUAAUUAAGAUAUUUGGACAGCGCAGCAUUGAAACUUGUGGAUACUAUUCACUAUUGACACAAAAAUUUGUCAUAAUUUGAACUUUACAGGAAUAAUAAUGAUAAUAAUAAAAAAAAAGGAAACCAAGAAACCAGAUCGCCCAACACUUAAAUUUUAGAAGUUCAUAAAGCAUGCAACAAUAUGGCAUACUAUAGCUUCUUAAGAUUGUGUGUGUGCAUCUGUGUAUUUAUAUAAAUAAUAUAUAUAUAUAUUACCUGUUUCUCUCUAGUAUGUUAAGCCUUUUCUUCAGUGUUAUGUUAAAUAUGUAGUUGGGAAGUUUUUUUUCCUACUGUUCCGGAUCUUGAAAAAAACCAUUGUAACUGGCUUCAGGCCUAAUACUGUAAUCUUGUUACUAAUCAUCGUGUAAUGUAAUUUUCUGAGUAAUGAAAACACGUAAACCCAAGAACAGUGCUAGCAAUAUUGCCAAAGGUCUGUUUUGUUUGUGUAUAUAAUUAGGUAAGUGUGUGGAUAAAUAUGGGAGUCCACAAAUGAAAGACUGGUACAGUGUAACAGUUAUAUUCAAUACUGAAUAGCAUCCAAGUUUUGAAGUCAACAUCAAAGGUUUAUUUCAUAGUCACUAAUUCUGCAAAUCUAUGGAGUUUUCCCUCAGGAGAAUUAUGUAACUUGCAAAAUCACGUCAUUUAUGUGGUAGAUCCUGGACAUAAUAAACAUUUAUUUUUGAUUCCACGAUGUGCCAGUUUAAAGUGUUGUAGGUGCUGCACAUUAUUUUGAUAUGCCGCAGGUUGUUAUGCUUUCUCUGAUUGUUUAUGUUGGGUAUGUCGGUAAAGGUGUGAAUGCAUGUGCUAUGUGUUGUGUGAGAUGUUUCAUCUACAUUCGUUAUUUGAGAUCAGUUUUUGAUGGCAAUUAUUAAAAUGAAUUAAAAGUUGUCACUGCAGUAUCAAAACUGAAUGCAGUACUCAUUCAUGUCAAAUGAGAUAUAUUUUGAGAUCAGAAGCUUUUGACCAGUAACCAGAAAACAAUUGAAUAUAAAGCUAUGCAUAUGUAAUUUUCCACAUCAUUUAUAAAAGCUGUUGUACUGCAUCCACUGUUUUAAUAGAUUACACACACAAUUAGAAUUGGUAAAUUUUGUUUUGUAAUCAUGUUGCAAAAAAACUGCAAAUUCCUUUUAGUUUUUGUUUUUUCCAUUUAUGUUCAUAAUCUGCGAGUUGCUGGUGUUGAAAUAAAUUAGUGAAUAUGAUUUUGUACAUGUGAGCUUAGGAAUCAGUUUUUAUUCCAUUUUUUCCAUCAAAAUAUGGGCUAUUUAACAGCCCAGACAAUAUAUGUAUGAUUGGUGUCAUAGUUACAAAAGAAAAUUGUAUAUUGCAGUUUAAAAAAUUAAAAAAGUUACAUUAUCCAAUUGUUUCAUGUGUUUCCUUAGUAUAACAGUCUUCACAUUAACAACAAAGUGAACAAUACAUGUUAAAUUACAUUAUCCACAUGUGUCUGCCAGAGACUGUUGAGGAACUAGUCUCAGAAUGAGUACUGU
Messenger RNA from Schistocerca cancellata (South American locust), 3425 nucleotides. RefSeq names its product ubiquilin-1 (gene Ubqn). Lineage: Eukaryota; Metazoa; Arthropoda; Insecta; Orthoptera; Acrididae. The transcript is spliced from 10 exons. The coding region runs from base 58 to 1788 and encodes 576 amino acids. Gene Ontology annotation, biological process: ubiquitin-dependent protein catabolic process. The record is from RefSeq and is a predicted model, not a curated record. Gene Ontology annotation, molecular function: polyubiquitin modification-dependent protein binding. Gene Ontology annotation, cellular component: cytosol.